Messenger RNA from Microthlaspi erraticum, 1557 nucleotides. The record is from the annotation of a GenBank genome assembly. Lineage: Eukaryota; Viridiplantae; Streptophyta; Magnoliopsida; Brassicales; Brassicaceae.
AUGGAAAAUGGAGGAUUAGGCUUCAGAGAUCUCAGAAAUUUCAACCUAGCACUCCUAGCGAAACAACUAUGGCGGCUUCAUCGAUACCCAUCAUCACUACUCGCUAGAGUAUUGAAGGGAAGAUAUUUUUGGCAUUCCAACCCUUUGGAUGUAGGCAAAGCGAACUCUCCUUCUUAUGGGUGGAAAAACAGUAUGAUGGCUGCUCGUGAUCUGCUUAAAUCAGGCCUAAGACGCUCGAUAGGUUCAGGGGCAAAUACGGUUGUUUGGAGAGAUCUAUGGCUCCCAACGUGUCCUCCCCGCAAACCAGCUGAUACAGGCGUGUACAAGAACCCAUAUUUGCUAGUGUACCAUCUUAUAGACCAUCAACGACAAGAAUGGAAAGUAGACAUCCUCAGACAACUCUUUACGGAAGACGAUGUCAAACUUGUCAUGUGCAUUAAACCAAGUCGUCUGAUGCAAGCUGAUAGCCUCAUAUGGGCAUACACCAAAUCCGGAACUUAUUCCGUGAAAUCGGGAUAUUUUCUUGUGACACAACAAAAAGAGAGUUUAGGACCAACACACUGUUUGGAGCCAAGUACCAAUGCUCUACGACAUAAAGUAUGGUCAGUUAAAACUACUCGAAAGAUUAAACAUUUCUUAUGGCAAACUGUCGCAGAUUGUAUCCCUGUCCGUAAUCGUUUGGUGGAAAGACAUUGUGGUAUAGACCGAACAUGCCCGAGGUGCGUCACAGAACCCGAGACGAUCAAUCACCUGUUGUUUGAAUGCCCAUUGGCAAUUCAAGUCUGGCAAGAGUCAAACGUUACAAUGACUCCGGGGGUUUUCCCGAGUAAUGGGAUUUUUACAAACCUGGACUUUCUCUUAUGGCGUGUAAAGGAGAAUCAGGUGCCGGACAAAACCAUUGACCAGUUCCCAUGGAUAGUAUGGCAACUAUGGAAGGCCAGAAAUGCUAAGGUUUUUGAGAAUGCAGACAUUACACCUGAACAUACUUUCCAACUCGCACAUGCAGAAACGGAGGCUUGGUUUGCCGCACAAAUCCUGGAAGAAGUUAUAGAUGAAGACACGAUCACACUCUCCACGGUGGUACAAGAGGAACCCCCGAUAAAUUUCCCGGGAUGUCAAGUUGAUGCCUCUUGGGGCAUUUAUAGUUACUUCAUAGGGAUGGGUCUCGUACUGGACCAUGAAAGCGGAGAUAACGUGUAUGGAGCCUCAGCAAGAUCACAAGUACUAUCCCCUCUGCAUGCUGAAUUUGCAGCGCUUAUAUGGGCCAUGAAGGUAGCCUUACAGUUAGGCUAUACCUCUCUUAGCUUCGAGACGGAUUGCCUCCAGCUGGUGACGAUCAUAGAGGAAGAAGAUUGGCCGUCAUUGGCCUCGGAAUUAGAUGAGUUUCAACUUAUUCAUGCUUCGUUUAUUUAUUUCUCACUAUCUUUCAUACCACGAUUGUGUAAUGUCUGUGCCGAUUGUCUCUCCAAAGGAGAAAGAGCAUGUGGUUUUAGUUUUACUCAUGUAAACCCUUCGAUUCCAAGCUGGGCAGCUCUUGAAGCUGUCUUGAUUGGUUAA